CUGCUUUCAUUAAGUGUAAAGUACCAGGUCGCCCACGCUUGCGUGACUCCGCCCCAAGCCCGCCCCAGCACUACUAUAAAUGCCGGAGUCGCUUUUCAUCUGGAACUUGUUGCACUUCGCGCUCACCAAAGUUUCAACUUCGACGCUUCCCGCACUCUGUUACCAGCCACAAUGAUGAUCAAGAAGGUUGCCCUUAUCGUCGCAAUGGUGGUGGCUCUUGUUUGCCUGGCCGAAGCUCGUGAAGAGGGGCCUCAUGAUAUGGCUGACGCUCUCCGCAUGUUGCAGGAGUUGGACCGUCUGUAUACCCAGGCCUCUAGACCAAGGAUUGACCGCCGCGACGUAGCGGAUGGGGACCGGGUCGAUCCAGACUUGUUAGAUCGUGCGGUGCGGCUCCUUCAGCUUCAGAAACUAGACCGCAUUUACUCCUACCACACUCGACCAAGAUUCGGCAAACGUUCUGACGCCUUCGCCAAUUGGGCUAAGGAUCUUGAGAAGCCGGACAUACCGGCUUGGUUAGCGUACGCACGGAGGAGAUGA
Danaus chrysippus (African queen) is the source of this 537-nucleotide messenger RNA. The record is from the annotation of a GenBank genome assembly. NCBI's taxonomy places the organism in Eukaryota, Metazoa, Arthropoda, Insecta, Lepidoptera, Nymphalidae.